UAAGGAGAUUACCAAGAUACGGUAUUACCUGUGGCUUUGUCGGUGACAAUCGGUGAUGGUAACGAUGAUGUGUCAAGAUGUUAGUGUCAGACAACUGUCAGUGAGAAGUAUCGUCGAGUUGUCAAAAUGUAUCUGCUGCUGUGCUGGUGAUGCGAGAUAGGUGAUACUGAUAAUACGGUUAUGAAUAGUUACGAACCGAAAUGUUGCUCUGACUUAUCAAUAAACCGAAUUCUUUAAAGUUCAGGCAAAUGUUAUUCCAUUAUUUAUAAAUAAUUAUCAGCCUUUCAAUGUUAUUUAAAAAUAAUAUUUUGAACACAUCGAGAUGGUCGAAGAGGAUAUGUAAUCUCUGCGGAGAGCUAGGCAAGGCCGGGCAGCGGUAAGCGGUCGGGCAGAUGGGCACGGAGGGGUCGCGGCGCGAGGCGCUGACGGUGGUGCUGCUGUGCGGCGCGUGGUACGCCGCCAGCUCGGCCAGCAACGUGGUGGGCAAGCUGGUGCUGACGGACUUCCCGUUCCCGGUGACGGUGACCAUGGUGCAGCUGCUGAGCGUGGUGCUGCUGAGCGCGCCGGCGCUGGCCGCGUGCGGCGUGCGGCGCCAGACGGACUUCCCGCGCCGCUACUACUUGCGCACGCUGGUGCCGCUCGCUUUCGCCAAGUUCCUCACCACCAUAUGCUCACAGGUGUCUAUUUGGAAGGUGCCCAUCUCCUACGCGCACACAGUGAAAGCAACGACGCCGUUGUGGACAGCCGGGCUGGCGCGGCUGCUGUUCGGCGAGCGAGUGCCGCGCGGCGUGCCGCUGGCGCUGGUGCUGAUCGCGCUGGGCGUGGGCGUGGCGUCGGCCACGGAGCUGCAGUUCGACGCGCUGGGGCUGGGCGCGGCGCUGGCGGCGGCGGCGCUGCUCAGCCUGCAGCACCUGUUCUCCAAGCGCGUGAUGCGCGACACGAGCGUGCACCACCUGCGCCUGCUGCAGGUGCUGGGCCGCCUGGCGCUGCUGCUGUUCACGCCGCUGUGGGCGUGGGCGGACGGGCCGGCGCUGCUGGCGGGCGCGGCGCCGCGCGCGGGCUGGGCGGCGGGCGGCGCGCUGCUGGCGGCGGACGGGGUGCUGGCGUGGCUGCAGGCGGUGGCGGCGUUCAGCGUGCUGUCGCGCGUGACGCCGCUGGCGUACGCCGUGGCGUCGGCCGCCAAGCGCGCGGCCGUGGUGGGCGCGUCGCUGCUGCUGCUGCGCAACCCCGCGCCGCCGCUGAACCUGCUGGGCAUGGCGCUGGCGGCGCUGGGGGUGCUGGCCUACAACCGCGCCAAGCUGCAAGCGCGCCGAGCGCCCACGCUGCCUGUCUGACUUUAGUUUGCUCAUUUCAAAUGAAAAACAAUAAAACCACAAGGAUAUUUUUAUAUUGAAGUGUCAUUGAUGCAUAAUGCAGGUUUUUUUUCUAAUAAUAGUGAAGACUGUUAUUUCGUUUGUUCGUAUAAAAACCUGGUUUAGUUGAUAUUUCCAAGAAGUACUUCUGUGGAUAAAAGGAAAGGAACCUCACUAGUUUACAAGAUAACAUCGAUCAAUCUGAACUGGACCUUAUAUGUAUUACCUACGUGGAAAAAACAGUAUUGUUACUAGCAUGUGGCUUAGUCGACUUGUUUAUGAGAUUUAUUAACAAAUGUAUAUAUUUUAUUAAUAUGUAUACAAUAUACAAAGACUUUUA
Messenger RNA from Helicoverpa armigera (cotton bollworm), 1692 nucleotides. RefSeq names its product solute carrier family 35 member E1 homolog (gene TPT). The transcript has 2 exons. Gene Ontology annotation, molecular function: antiporter activity. NCBI's taxonomy places the organism in Eukaryota, Metazoa, Arthropoda, Insecta, Lepidoptera, Noctuidae. The record is from RefSeq and is a predicted model, not a curated record. Gene Ontology annotation, cellular component: Golgi apparatus. The coding region runs from base 393 to 1334 and encodes 313 amino acids.